Molecule: messenger RNA, 1722 nt
Organism: Lathyrus sativus (Indian pea)
Lineage: Eukaryota; Viridiplantae; Streptophyta; Magnoliopsida; Fabales; Fabaceae
Source: the annotation of a GenBank genome assembly
AUGGGAGGUGUGGAUGAUGAAGAACCAGCUUUGAAACGUAUGAAGCUUUCCUCGAACGGUAUAGUUGGCUUGUCUAACGGAUCAUCUUCUGUAGAGCCUGUUGGAGGAGGGUUGUCUAGUGACUCUAUGGCUCGAACACUUCCAUCUAAAGAGGACGAACAGGUUGUCGGUUCCAAAGGGGUUAUAAAGAGAGACGAGUUUGUGAGAAUAAUUGCAAAGGCGUUGUAUUCUCUUGGUUACAUAAAGAGUGGAGAGCGUCUUGAAGAGGAGUCUGGUAUAGCUUUGCAUUCACCUGGGGUGAAUCUGUUUACGCAGCACGUGCUUGAUGGAAAUUGGGAUGAGUGUGUAGCUACAUUGCGUAAAAUUGGUCUGACUGAUGAAACUGUUUUUAGAUCGGCGUCGUGUUUGAUAUUGGAACAGAAAUUCUUUGAAUUUCUUAACAGGGAGAAGGUUAUGGAAGCAUUGAAGACCUUGAGGGAGGAGAUUACUCCACUUUGCAGUUAUAGUAGUAGAAUUCGGGAACUUGCUUCCUGCAUUGUGGCUCCAACACUUAAGCAAGAUGUUGUGAAAGUGAGAUCUAGGUCAAAGCUUCUGGAGGAAUUGCAGAAACUGCUUCCUCCAACAGUGAUGAUACCCGAAAAAAGGUUGGAACAUCUGGUUGAACAAGCCCUUAUCUUGCAGCAAGAGGCUUGCCCAUUUCACAACUCAAUGGAUAUGAUGUCAUUAUAUUCUGAUCAUCAUUGUGGAAAAGAUCUGAUACCUUCUAAAACUGUACAGAUAUUAGAAAAACACGAUGGUGAAGUCUGGUUUGUAAAAUUUUCAAAUAAUGGAAAAUAUUUAGCUUCAGCAUCAAAAGAUCAAACAACAAUCAUCUGGGAGGUUGGCGUAAAUGGGCUGUCUAUAAAGCAUAGAUUAUCUGGUCACCAGAAACCCAUUCAUUCUGUUUCAUGGAGUCCUAAUGAUGAAGAGCUACUCACAUGUGGAGUGGAGGAAUGUGUUAGGCGUUGGGAUGUCGCUACUGGUAAGUGUCUCCAAAUUUAUGAAAAAGCUGGUGCUGGCCUAGUCUCUUGUACAUGGUUUCCAGGUGGGAAACAUAUACUUUCUAGCUUAAGUGAUAAGAGCAUGUGCAUGUGGGAAUUAGAUGGGAAAGAAGUGGAGUCUUGGAAAGGACAAAAAUCCCUUAAGAUUUCUGAUUUGGAUAUAACAGAUGACGGGGAAGUGAUUCUUAGUAUUUGUAAACCCAAUACAAUACUGUUGUUCAAUAGAGAAACGAAGGUUGAGAGGUUUAUUGAAGAAGAUCAGACAUUAACUUCCUUUUCUUUAUCAAAGGAUAACAAAUUCUUGCUGGUUGAUCUUUUGAACCAAGAAAUAGAUCUAUGGAAUAUUGAAGGUGAUCCUAAGUUCGUUGGCAAGUACAAAGGUCAUCAGCGCGCUAGGUAUAUUAUUAGGUCUUGCUUUGGUGGACUUAAGCAAGCUUUCAUUGCUAGUGGUGGUGAGGAUUCACAGGUUUACAUAUGGCACAGAAGCUCAGGAGAACCAAUAGAGACAUUGCCCGGUCAUUCGGGAUCUGUUAAUAGUGUGAGCUGGAAUCCAACUAAUCCCCACAUGUUAGCCUCUGCCAGUGAUGACCGGACAAUUCGGAUAUGGGGCCUUAACAGUCUGGAUAAAAAGUACCAAAAUGGACACAGCAAUGGCAUCCAUUACUGCAAUGGAGGAACUUAG